UCCCCACGACCCCACCUAUAAAUUCCCCACACCAUCGACACCCUUUACCCAAUCCACUCGCCCGCUGACUCCGAUCAAGAAAAUCCCCGCCGCAACACAGCGAUCGAUCUUUAGCUCCCGCGAACCUCCCUCUCUGUCAAGAUGCAGAUUUUUGUGAAGACGCUCACCGGCAAGACCAUCACACUUGAGGUCGAGUCCUCUGACACAAUUGACAAUGUCAAGGCAAAGAUCCAGGAUAAGGAGGGUAUCCCGCCGGACCAGCAGCGACUCAUCUUUGCUGGCAAGCAACUCGAGGAUGGGCGGACACUAGCUGAUUACAACAUCCAGAAAGAGUCCACCCUCCACUUGGUUCUCCGUCUCCGUGGUGGCAUGCAGAUCUUUGUCAAGACCUUGACCGGCAAGACCAUCACCCUGGAGGUGGAAUCUUCAGACACCAUCGACAACGUGAAGGCGAAGAUCCAGGACAAGGAGGGCAUCCCCCCGGACCAGCAGCGCCUGAUCUUUGCCGGUAAGCAGCUUGAGGAUGGUCGCACACUGGCAGAUUACAACAUUCAGAAGGAGUCUACUCUCCACCUGGUGCUUCGCCUUCGUGGUGGCCAGUGAGUUCUUCGCAUUCCUGGAAGUUUGACCCGGACCAGCAGCGCCUGAUCUUUGCCGGCAAGCAGCUUUAGGAUGGUCGCAUACUGUUGGACUCCACCUGGUGCUUUGCCUUCGUGGUGUCACUGAGUUCUUCUUACUCCUGGAAGUUUGAUUUGACUACGCCUGUUGCUGGUAUCCGAGUCAUUAUUUGUGCUUUUACUUAAAAUUUGUAGUCCCGUGCCAUUCGUGAGAACACCUGGUGCUGCCUUUAAGCAGCUUAUAUUAGUACUAUCCGUUAUGAAAUAUAAGUGAUCCUGAAUCUUCUUAUUCCUUGAUAAGCCGAAUCUCUGUAUCCUGUAAAUUACAGUUGCUUUGUGCUGGUCCUGUGAUUCAUAGAUGUUCAGACUGUAA
Molecule: messenger RNA, 990 nt
Organism: Triticum dicoccoides
Lineage: Eukaryota; Viridiplantae; Streptophyta; Magnoliopsida; Poales; Poaceae
Product: polyubiquitin-like
Exons: 2
Coding region: 142-603 (153 amino acids)
Molecular function (GO): protein binding
Source: RefSeq, a predicted model, not a curated record